Folsomia candida is the source of this 1119-nucleotide messenger RNA. Its product is annotated as mucin-17. The record is from RefSeq and is a predicted model, not a curated record. The transcript is spliced from 7 exons. Lineage: Eukaryota; Metazoa; Arthropoda; Collembola; Entomobryomorpha; Isotomidae. Gene Ontology annotation, cellular component: extracellular region. Bases 1 to 990 code for a protein of 329 amino acids. Gene Ontology annotation, molecular function: chitin binding.
AUGAGACAUAUAACGGUGUCCCACGUCGCAAUAUUUCUUCUGUAUUGUUCAAUACGGUCAGAUUGUAAAGUUUUAGAAUGUGUCGGCGAUCCUCAGCUGGUGGACUGUCCCCCGUGGGAGGAGGGUGUUCCCACCUAUCACCCGUACCCCUACGACUGCCGGAAGUUCAUCGAAUGCACCAAUGGGGAUGCGGUCGUUCAGUGUUGUGCACCUGGGACGGUGUGGGAUCAGGAUUUACUCGUCUGCAAUCACGAAGGUGUGACACCCUGCGUCAUCGUGACGACUACACUAGUGCCAGGUACAACUACUCCAACUACAACUACUCCAACGACAACUACUCCAACUACAACUACUCCAACUACAACUACUCCAACCACAACUACUCCAACUACAACUACUCCAACUACAACUACUCCAACUACAACUACUCCAACUACAACUACUCCAACCACAACUACUCCGACAACAACUACUCCGACAACAACUACCCCGACGACUACUCGUCCAACUACAUCAACUCAGCGUCCGCCAAUUGAAGAUGGGAUGAUUUUUAGACUAAUCAGUUAUGUAUCCCCACUGGCAGUCGAGGUCUACAACGCUAGCUUAGCUAACGCAGCAAAAAUCCACGCUUACCCCGCCGCUCGAGACUGCUCAAGGUUAGCUCAGGUGUGGAAAUUAGGGAUUAUUGGUGGGAAUUACACAUUCCAUUCGGCUUUGGGUGGCACGAAUCAGUGGGGACAUUCGAUGCACAGAUGCUUCCCUAACCAUAACCGGCCCUGCCUUUGGGAUGACUUGCAAGGGUCUCCAUACUGGCAGUUAACUUCGGUCCCAGGAACACGAUAUUACACAGUUGCCAACGUCUCAUUUAACGAGCUAGAUAACACAAUUAGCUACACACGCGUUGCGAAUGAUGGUGGCGGCAUUGAUCUCCUAAUGUAUCCUCGGAACAUGUCGGACAUUGAACAGAUGUGGGAACUAAGGCGAUGUUAGGAAACAAAUAGAUGGGCACAUUAUUCCAACUAUACCUUGUUAAAUAGUCCCCAAACUUCUGGGCGUUCCAAUGUAAGAAUAUAUGCAAAUAUUUAUGUCCUUUAAUAAAUCAGAGUACUUAAGAGAGAA